UUCGCGCGUGGUCGAACGCCUGACCAUGACUUUGAAAUAUUUAUUAGUUUUGAUAGCUCUGACUUGUGUCAACUGCAAAUCUCCAUACAAAAUAUGCGUUCCGACGCAAUACUUGAAGGCCUGCGAGGCGAUGCUUGAAGUCCCUACAAAGAGCAAGGCUAUUUUGGAAUGCAUACCAGCAAGAGAUAGGGUGGAAUGUCUAUCAUUCGUUCAACAACGUCAGGCAGAUCUUGUGCCAGUUGACCCAGAAGAUAUGUACAUGGCUUCGAAAAUACCAAACCAGGAUUUCGUCGUCUUCCAAGAGUACAGGACAGAUGACGAGCCCGAUGCGGAGUUUCGAUAUGAAGCGGUCAUAGUUGUCCACAAGGACAUCCCGAUAAACAACCUGGACCAGCUCAAGGGCUUGAAGUCUUGCCACACAGGAGUCAACAGAAAUGUUGGGUACAAGAUUCCUUUGACAAUGCUUAUGAAGAGAUCAGUCUUUCCCAAAAUGACUGAUCGCACUAUUUCUCCAAAAGAGAAUGAGCUUCGCGCCUUGUCGACGUUCUUCAAAAAAUCUUGCAUCGUCGGCAAAUGGUCACCAGAUCCUAAAACUAAUUCAGCUUGGAAGGGUCAAUAUAACCAACUGUGUGCAAUGUGCGAACACCCAGACAAAUGCGAUUAUCCUGAUAACUUUAGUGGCUACGAAGGAGCCUUGAGAUGUCUGGCUCAUAACGGCGGUGAAGUAGCCUUCACUAAGGUCAUCUACGUGCGCAAGUUCUUUGGGCUCCCAGUUGGAACUAUCCCAGCCAACCAAACAUCAGAGAACCCUGAUGACUUCGCAUAUCUAUGCGUGGACGGUUCUAAGGUACCAAUAAGGGAAAAAGCAUGCUCAUGGGCUGCCAGGCCUUGGCAGGGACUGCUGGGACACAACGAUGUAUUAGCAAAGUUAUCGCCUUUGAGAGAGAAGAUUAAGCAAUUAGCUGAUGCUGGUGCUAGCACCCAACCAGAAUGGUUCACGAACGUCUUAGGGCUAUCAGUCAAGAUCCACCACGUAGCAGACAACAUCCCCAUCAAACCAGUGGAUUACCUAACGAAGGCGAACUACACGGAAGUUAUAGAGAGAGGUCAUGGACCUCCUGAACCGGUAGUCAGGUUGUGCGUAACAUCAAACGUGGCUUUAGCGAAGUGCCGUUCGAUGUCAGUAUUUGCCUUCAGUCGCGACAUUCGUCCAAAACUUGACUGUGUCCAAGAAGCAUCUGAGGACGAUUGUCUUAAAAGUGUGCAAGAUAACGGAUCGGAUUUGGCAGCAGUAGAUGAUAUGAGGGUCGCUGCUGCCUCGAAGAAAUACAAUCUCCAUCCCGUAUUCCACGAAGUGUACGGAGAAGCGAAGCUACCGAACUACGCCGUUGCAGUCGUAAAGAAAAAUUCACCGUUUAAUAACAUCGACGAUUUGCGUGGAAAACUAUCCUGUCACAAUUCAAUCGGUACAUUCAGCGGAUUUAUUGCUCCACUGUACUAUCUUAUAAACAAAAAUAAAAUAUCAUCAGACAACUGUGUGAAGAACUUUGGUGAUUUCUUCGCAGGAUCAUGCCUGCCUGGUGUUGAUAAGGCAGAACACAAUCCACGAGGUGAAGAUGUGUCCAAAUUGAAGAAACAAUGUUCCGGGAACAACAGUGCUUGGAAAUGCCUUCAAGACGAUAAGGGAGAUGUUGCUUUUGUCUCGAGUGCUGACCUAUCCAACUUUAACUCUACACAGUAUGAAUUACUUUGCCUGAACCGUGAUAAUGGUGGAAGAGAUCACCUUACCAACUUUGCUACUUGUAAUAUUGCUCUGGCUCCAUCAAGGACAUGGCUGUCUGCUAAAGACUUCCUAUCUGAUGUCUCUAUAGCUCAUACACCACUAAGUUUGGCACAGUUACUAGACACUAGGACUGAUUUGUUCAACAUUUAUGGAGAAUUCCUCAAAAAUAACAAUGUUAUUUUUAACAAUGCUGCCAGGGGAUUGGCAACAACAGAGAAAAUUGACUUUGAAAAAUUCAAAACUAUCCAUGAUGUUGUGAAUACUUGUGGCGUUGCAUAGAAAUGGAUGAAUGAGACUAAUAAUGUUUUAUAUUGUUUUUAUUUGCAAGAAAAAAAGACUGUAAAAAUAUAUGAUGAUGUUAUAAUAAAACAGA
Vanessa atalanta (red admiral) is the source of this 2156-nucleotide messenger RNA. It is a transcript of the gene Tf, whose product is annotated as transferrin. Gene Ontology annotation, cellular component: plasma membrane; extracellular region; early endosome. The record is from RefSeq and is a predicted model, not a curated record. The transcript has 14 exons. Bases 26 to 2062 code for a protein of 678 amino acids. NCBI's taxonomy places the organism in Eukaryota, Metazoa, Arthropoda, Insecta, Lepidoptera, Nymphalidae. Gene Ontology annotation, biological process: iron ion transport.